This is a messenger RNA of Durusdinium trenchii, 474 nucleotides long. The record is from the annotation of a GenBank genome assembly. NCBI's taxonomy places the organism in Eukaryota, Dinophyceae, Suessiales, Symbiodiniaceae.
AUGUUCCGCGUCUGCCCCACCACCGUGGAUGACGAACGACCGGAGCUGGCGGGCAUGGGCUGGAAUGCCUCACAUAGCUGGGACUUCUGCGGCGAACGCUUCGGGGAAGACAACUGGAAGCCUGCUACGACUGAGACCUCGGUACAUGAGGAGAUCAGUGAGCCGUUGCCGCCACCAGCGGCCCCGGAGCUCCCUGAGCGGGAGGCUGAGCCUCCAGAGGAGCUCCGUUUGGGAGACAUCGAAGAGCCCAUCGGCUAUAUGGUCCCACCGGUGCCUGCUGCGUCUGCACAGGAGUUGACUACCCAUCCGAGUGAUCAGAUGGAACUCCAAGCAGCACACGCUGCGCAGGCGUCCAUGCCGUGCAUUUGGUUGCCAUGGAGGACCAGCUGCGGCCACGGAGCCCGCCCUGCGCGGGGCUCGCGCCCGAGACGAAAGGCCCAAGCCUGGGCUGAUUUCCUGGUUUGUACCUCAUAA